Dichotomopilus funicola is the source of this 819-nucleotide messenger RNA. RefSeq lists its product as uncharacterized. Lineage: Eukaryota; Fungi; Ascomycota; Sordariomycetes; Sordariales; Chaetomiaceae. The record is from RefSeq and is a predicted model, not a curated record. The transcript has 2 exons. Bases 1 to 819 code for a protein of 272 amino acids.
AUGAAGCGCUCACGCGAACCCGAAGAGGACUCUCAAGGGGUAGUCGCACCUGCAGAUCAGGAUUCAGAAGCCGCUUUUGCAGGUAGCAACGAUGGGCUAAAACGCGAUGUGGGCGGUGAUGUGAAUGGGGUUGCGCCGCCUGUCGCCAAAAUUGCUGGGCUGGAUUUGUCCGACGAGUCGACGAGCGGCUCAAAUAUCAAGAUGCACUGUUUGUUACCUCCUCAUCGGGAGCAGUUGGUGUUUUCAUCGUACGAAGAGUACGAAACGCAUUACCGGGACCAGCACACCAACCGAUGUGCCGAAUGCCGGAAGAAUUUCCCUUCCGCCCACCUUCUCGGUCUCCAUAUUGAAGAGUGGCAUGAUUCCUUCGUUCAGGUCAAGAGGGAAAGGGGGGAGCGUACUUAUAGCUGCUUUGUAGAGACUUGCGAGCGGAAAUGCAGUACACCUCAGAAACGGAAGAUGCACCUCAUCGAUAAGCACAUGUAUCCCAAGAACUUUUUCUUUUCCAUCACACGCGAUGGCAUUGAUGGCCGGCGGUCCUUGCUGCUAGAAAGUCGCCCAAGUCAACGGAAAUCUAGCAGCAGCGUGGAGCUGCGGCCAAAGCUCCAACCUCCGCCAACACAGCCGCCCGGCCCGAUAGACAAGGUUGUGGCCGCCAAGACAGACCAAUCGGCAACGGAACCAUCAAGUGAAGACAGCCCUGUGCAGCGGCCUGAUCAUGAUAUGGAUGACCUGUCGAGUGCCAUGUCGUCGCUGAAAUUCGUUCCGAUGAGUGUUCGGUUCGGACGAGGCAAGGCGGCUGGGUUCGCCAAACGGUAA